UAGCAGUUUCUUGUUCACAAGAAAUAAUCGAAAUGCGAGGAACAAGGUUUUGAAAUCGUUGAGGAAACCGAAACAAUUCCGACUGCAACAUAACUCUUCGACGAACAAACACAAGCAAGCAAGCAAGCAAACCAAACCCUGUCGGCCCACCCUUGGGUUGCAAACAGAGACCCAGGGAACCAAAGACCCACCGCUUCCUGCAGAUCCGUCCGCAACGAUGGGGUACCCGGCGUCCGCGUCCACCUCCACGUACGAGUUCGCCCGGGCCAGGGAGUCCAGCGGGGCCAACCCCGACCAGAUCCACUACGACCCGGAGGCGGCCUUUCGCAACCAGGACUACCGCAGGGUCUUCCACCAGGACGGGACCAUCGGGACCUUUUCCGUCCGCCUCCUGGAGGCCUCGGGGCUGAGCCGGCGGUACUGGAGCGCCCUGGCGCUGGGGCCGAUGAAACACCUGGGCCUCAGCAAGGCCCACGGGGGCGUCUCGAGCUACGUGAGCCUCUGCCUCGACGCCCACGCCCGGGAGCCGCCCCCUUUGCGGGCUUCCGGGGGCGGGGCCGACCGCAAGAUGCCCGCGUUUCCCCCCGCGGAAGGGGCCCCGCACCACCUUGCGGACACCACCGAGGCGGCCCUCCGGCAAACCCGGUUCUCCUCCUUUGUCUCGCCCGUGGUCCCGAACAACAACGACCCCGUCUGGAACAACUGCGUCUUCGAGAUCCCCCUGCAAAAGGGAGCACUGGGGGACGGCCAGCCCGUGCGGAUCUCCCUGAGGGUCGACGAGGACGCGACGGCCAUCGAGAACAUGAUCGCCAUCCCGGGGAUAGGGAUCGCCCCGGGCCCCCGGGACCGCCUCCUCGGGGUUGGGGGCCUCGACGUGACGGCCCUCUGCCUGGGGCAGAACCCUGCGACCGGAAGGCCGGCGACGGGGGUCGUCGAUGCCUGGAUUCCGAUCAAGCACCCCGACGACGACGGAGAGGAGUUUGGCGAGGAGGAACGCGACGACGACGACGACGCGGCGUCGCAGCAGGCACGGAGCGAGGAAGAACUCCUCCGGAGAAAACAGGACAGCGUCUACGGCGGCCCCGGCGGGGAAGCCAAGCCGGCCGCCGCGGCGACCAGCGGCGAGGGGACGGUCCUUCGGAAGCGGUCCGGCGGCCGGGUCCGGGUGCUGGUCACCUACCAGCCCCACGGAAUGGACCCCCAGAAACACGACGUGGUGGCCCUCGAGGCCUUUGCCCGGCAGAACCCCUCCACCGCCACCUGCGGGUCGGUUCUCCCGCCCCUCCUGCCCAUGGUGGUCGCGGAGACCGAGGGGCCCUGGCUCCUGGUCCGCUACCGGUUCCCCCCCGCGGAGAAGGGGACCCCCUUUGGCCCCGAGCGGGACCACCGUUGCGAAGCGAGGGGCCUCGCCCGGGUCCACCGGAACGCGGUCUUUGUCAUCGAGCGCAAGACGCUCGCCGACGGGGCCCUCGGCCUCGCCCUGGCCCCCGCCGAGCUGGUCCUGUCGACGCCGCUGGGGAGGGGGGCGACCGAGGCCCUCGGGCCGGCCCUGGUGGCGGGCCGGAAGCUCCUGGAGCCGGCCCUCCUGUCCUCGAGGCUGCUGUGGAUGGCGGUGCGGACGACGGCCAAGGCGACGGCCACGGGGGUCUCGGCGGCGGGGUCGGCCUUUGUCCGCGAGGGGGCGACCUCCCUCACGAGCGACGGCCCCCGGAGCGGCGGGAGGCGGGCGAGCGGUUCCGAGGCCGGGAGGGUCCGGUACGUGUAGCCAAGGGCGGUGCGGCGGCGCUGGGGACCAACCCCGAAACGGCGCCAAGGGGUUCCGGCGCAAGAGAAUACAGUACACCGCGCGGU
This is a messenger RNA of Pseudo-nitzschia multistriata, 1851 nucleotides long. The record is from the annotation of a GenBank genome assembly. NCBI's taxonomy places the organism in Eukaryota, Bacillariophyta, Bacillariophyceae, Bacillariales, Bacillariaceae.